Mustela erminea (ermine) is the source of this 1194-nucleotide messenger RNA. RefSeq names its product chloride intracellular channel 2 (gene CLIC2). The record is from RefSeq and is a predicted model, not a curated record. Lineage: Eukaryota; Metazoa; Chordata; Mammalia; Carnivora; Mustelidae. Bases 20 to 793 code for a protein of 257 amino acids. Gene Ontology annotation, biological process: negative regulation of ryanodine-sensitive calcium-release channel activity; chloride transmembrane transport. Gene Ontology annotation, molecular function: chloride channel activity. The transcript has 6 exons.
GCCGGCUGCGGACGCCGCCAUGUUCGUCGCCUGCUCUCUGACGCAGUCGGUGGGGCGCGGCGGCGCCUGGAGACGACGUGUCUUCCGACCCGCUCGCUCGGUGGAGGCUGGAAGUGAUGGGGAGAGUAUUGGAAACUGUCCCUUUUGCCAACGCCUUUUUAUGAUCCUCUGGCUUAAAGGAGUUAAAUUCAAUGUGACUACUGUUGACAUGACCAGAAAGCCUGAAGAGCUGAAGGACUUAGCCCCAGGUACCAAUCCUCCCUUUCUGGUGUAUAACAAGGAGUUGAAAACAGACUUCAUUAAAAUUGAGGAGUUUCUAGAGCAGACACUGGCUCCUCCAAGGUAUCCACACCUGAGUCCCAAGAACAAGGAGUCCUUUGAUGUGGGCUGUAACCUCUUUGCCAAGUUUUCUGCAUACAUUAAGAAUACUCAAAAAGAAGCAAAUAAGCAUUUUGAAAAAUCUCUGCUCAGAGAAUUUAAACGUCUGGAUGACUACUUAAACACUCCGCUUCUGGAUGAAAUUGAUCCAGACAGUCCUGAGGAACUCACAGUUUCCAGAAGAUUGUUCUUGGACGGGGAUCAGCUGACACUGGCUGACUGCAGCUUGUUACCCAAACUGAACAUUAUUAAAGUUGCAGCCAAGAAAUACCGUGACUUUGACAUUCCAGCAGAAUUCUCAGGAGUCUGGCGCUAUCUUCACAAUGCCUAUGCCCGUGAAGAAUUUAUCCACACAUGUCCAGAAGACAAAGAAAUUGAAAAUACCUAUGCAAGUGUGGCUAAACAGAAGAGUUAGGACUUUUUUAGUAGAAAGGCUCUCUUUUCACUUAUCUUAUUAUAAAGGUUUUUGAAAAUAAGAAUAUGGAAAAUACUGUUUCCUCUACUCAACUCUCAUGAAAAGAAUGCCGUAUUUUCUGUAUCUAGUCAGUCCAAACUAUCUUUUCACUGUGUAUUUUAAAGUUCCUUAUAUAUUCACUUAAUUUUCUUUAUUCCCAUGGCAUAACUACUGCAAUCUUAAAUCACAUGGAAAGUAUCAUGAUCUUUUGCUAUUUAAUUGAAUUAUUAGAAUGCAUCAUGUGUAAGCUCAACAGAUGGCUGAAGUUACAAAUGACAUAAAUAGAGCCACAUUCUUAAACUGCUCCUUAGAAACACUUCUGUUUAAAUCAUUAAAGCAAUUUUACAUUUUUGUUAGUUUAA